Messenger RNA from Beta vulgaris subsp. vulgaris (sugar beet), 2126 nucleotides. RefSeq lists its product as uncharacterized. The transcript is spliced from 2 exons. NCBI's taxonomy places the organism in Eukaryota, Viridiplantae, Streptophyta, Magnoliopsida, Caryophyllales, Amaranthaceae. Bases 9 to 692 code for a protein of 227 amino acids. The record is from RefSeq and is a predicted model, not a curated record.
AGUCUAUUAUGAUGAAGAAGAAUGAGCUUGGACAGAAGAAAGUAUCAUUCAAGCUUCGGGGAUGCGUUAGCGCUUUGACUCUUGCUGUUAUUCACAACUUCAAGUGUCGUAAUCUGGAUUAUUCAAAUGUCAGUAAGCCAUUUAUCAGUUAUUGGCAGGAAGAGAAGGAUUUGAGUGAUGUUGUGAAGCAGUUUGAGAUCAACAUGGAUUUUAUUCUGCCGGUGAAGCGUGAAAAACAGAAGGUUGAGUUUAAAACUCCCAUUGUUAGUGUUGCUAGUAGGAAGUCUGGUUCUCCUAUAAUUAAGGUGGUUGAGGGUCCAUCACCUUCAACUAGGCAGCUUAUCAUGGAUCUUCCUCAUAGUUUGAUGACUGAUGAGGAAAUAGAUGCUCUUGAUGUUCCUGAAUAUGUGAAGAACAUGCACAAGUUGAAGAGGAAUGCGCUUGCAUUCUGUCAAGUGAAUUUGGAGAUUGCCCAGAAUAUUCGGGAGGAAGGCGAGAAGCUGUCUCAAGACAGUAUUUCUCUGGAUGAUAGUGAAGUAUUUAACCCAGAUUUUCUGAGUCAAAUUGACGACAUAUGCAAGCGUCAUUUGGAAGCGAAAGACAGUGCAAACAAAGUUGAUCCUACAAUUUCACUAUUGGUGAAGCGGCCUGUUGAAUUGGAGUUUGGAAGAAUGAAAAUGUUCCUGAUUUGAUUCUGGUGUUCAUGGAGUUGAUUUGAAAGAAGGAAGUAAGUUCCUUUCAUUAUAUUAUUUUCAUGUUGUAGUUUUGUAAUCUGGUUGGAAUAAAAAUUUUAGACUCUAACUGAAAGAAAUGUUUUUACUGAAGAAGUGAAAUAGCUAACUUUGAGACUCUAACUGAAAGAAUAAAAAGACCAACUGAAAACUUUGACAGUCUAACUGAAAUAAUAUGAACACCUGCUGAAAAUGAGAUGAAUACUAAAUGAAUUUUUUCAAUUCACUUAAGUUUUCAUUUGAUUGCUGGAUUUUUUCAAUUUUUUUUUUUCGUCUGUUGCAAACAUUGUUUCAGUUUAUGUGUAUUUAGUUGUUUUUUUAUGUUUUGAAUGAAGAUGAUGAAAAAGAAGGAGAGGAGGAUGAGAAGAAGAGGAAUGCUGAUGAUGAUCAGCAUAAAGAAGAUGAUGAUGAUGAUGAUGAUGAUGAUGAUGAUGGUGAUGAUAAGGAUCACCAGAAUUAUAAUGAGACAAAGGAUGAUGAUGUUGAUGAUAAUGGUGAUCCUGGUCUUCAAGGAGAUGAAGACAAAGGAGGAGAUAAGGAUGCUGGUCUUCAUGGAGAUGAAGACAAAGGAGGAGAUAAUGGUGAUCCUGGUCUUCAAGGAGAUGAAGACAAAGUAGGAGAUAAGGAUGCUGGUCUUCAUGGAGAUGGAGAGGAAGGUGGAAGUAAGUUCUUCUUAUUGUAUUGUUUCAGUUUGCUUAAAUGAAAAAGUUAAAUAGCUAACUGAAAGAAUAAAAAGACCAACUGAAAAGUCUGAUAUUCUAACUGAAAUAAUAUUAAUACUAGCUGAAUAUCAUAUAAAUACCAAAUGAAACUUUUGGUAUUUGUUUUUAUUUAAUCUGGUGGAAAAAUAGUUUUAGUUUUCAAUGAAUUUAUUCAUUUCUGUUUUGUGUUUUUCAGUUAUUGUGUAUUUAUUUAUUUUUUUAUUGUUUUUGUUUUUGAAUGAAGAUAAUGAGAAAGAACCAAAGGAAGAUGAUAAUAAGAAGACUGGCAAUGUGAUGAUGAUUGUGGUCUUCAAGGAGAUAAAGAGGAAGGAGGAAAUAAAGAGUUGGAUGCUGGGGUUCAUGCAGAAGGAGAGAAAGGAGGAAGUAAGUUUCUUUCAUUUUAUACCUAAUUGAAAGAAUUCAAAGACCAACUGAAAAAUGUGAUGCUCUAAAGGAAAUAAUAUCUUAUAAAUAGCAACUGAAAUACUGUUUUAGUUUGUAACAAUAUGAAAACGAACUGAAAAAUAAAUAGGAAGUAAGCACUAUAAAGACUACCUGAACAAUAACUGAUGAAGUAUUAUAAAGUGUAGCUGAAAAUGAUUGUAAUAGUAUCAAAUAAAAGAAUAAUUAUACUAAAUGAAAUAAAUUAAGGACCAACUGAAAAGAAAAUAAGUCUAACUGAAAACUAAAUAAG